Parnassius apollo (apollo) is the source of this 561-nucleotide messenger RNA. The record is from the annotation of a GenBank genome assembly. Lineage: Eukaryota; Metazoa; Arthropoda; Insecta; Lepidoptera; Papilionidae.
AUGAGGAGUACAUUGGAAGAGGCGAUUGUGGAAACGCGCAAUACGCCUCUCGAAAAUCGACCGCGACUUCCCCGCAUAGCCCCAAGCAAGCGGAAUCGGGCUGUCGUGAGGGCUCUGAACCCAAUGCUGGUGACCUAUUUGGAAACCAGCCGGGACCUUUGCGAGACGGACUCAAUUCUUUUUGGCGCCGCACUGGCAGUGUGCCGUAUUAUAGGCGCCAAACUUUCCACGGCUGGACGCGCUACUGAACAAAGUAGCGCUAUCCCAGCCUGGAGAAUAAGAAUUGAAGAACGUAUCGUAAAGGCUAGGGCCCUCAUCGGCAGACUGAUAUGCUUCAGGUCAGGCAACAACAGGCCAAGGAUUGUGCGCACCGUCAGGAUGGCAUUUGCUGGGACAAAUGUUAGUUUGUCCCAGCCGGCUAUAAUGCAAAAACUGACGGAGCGCAUAGACGACCUGAAGCAGAGAAUCGCUGCUUGGGGAAAGUGGAUUCGGCGAUAUACCGAGAGGUCGACACGGUUUAACCAGAAUCGUCUCUUUCAGAGUGAUCACAAGAGGCUCUAG